AGAAUGGUGGACAUUGGUGGUAGUAACCUUUCAAAGGGAAGAAAUAAUACAUUAAUACAUAAAUAGAUAUCUAAAAGAGGCAAUCUGGUGGGUCUUCUGCAGAAGGAAGAAGAAAAUUAGUUAAGGGCCGGACGAUAAUUAUAUUCAUGCAAUGACGACUAUGGUUGUGGGCGGAUUCCGAUCAAAACUUCGUAUCAUCGUCCCACUCCUACUGUGGUGUACUUCCAUUCUUCUCACCUGCGCUCCCGCUGCCGUAAUAGGAGCAAAUGUUACACUGGAAUCAAUUCAAAUAUUUCAGAACCAUGAGGAAUUCGAGUCCAGUGAACCGUCUGUUUACUUUGAGUGUGAGUUUGACCAAGAGAGUAAGACAGAUCUGACUGAAGUAAAGAAAAUAAACUUUACAUAUUCCAUAAUGCGGCCGGUGGUGCAACUAUCAUAUGGGAGUGAAUGCAAGUCCUGUGGGGUGUACGAGAAGGACAUUGCCAAUCCGGAUGACGUGUUUGGUGUGUGGAAAAUUUGCGCUUCCAGUUUUUCUGCUGGAAAUUUCAGCUAUACUAAUGAGACGGAGUUGAUCGCAACAUUUUCCUGUCCGGACUGUAAUACUCUUCCACAGAGUGAAGAUUCGUCCAAUUCACCUUCAGCCACACCUUCAACAAAUUCAACAGGUGAAUUUAAUUCUGGGAAUGAGAAGGCAAGGAGCUGGAGUGCGGGAUUGCUAAUCACAAGUGUGGCCUCGGCGUUUUUUGCUGUUGGAGGCUAAAUGUCUAGUCACUCAUGAUUAUCGGCAAAACCAACAAGAUUCAGCCUUCCUAUUUCUGUUGUAUCCAUUUUCAACAAUUUCAUGGUUUUGUAUACCUUGUAAAAUUUCUUUCGACACUGUUUUAGUUCAAUAGUUUAACUCUAUGUUUUAUGCUUUCGAUAAUGAUUCUUUUCAUUUUUCUUUUGAAAUCGUCUAUAUAUGCAAGAUUUUAACUCUUUUUUUGAAAACUCAAGAUUGUAACUUGUAAUGGAUUAUAUCACUCUCCGGUCUCUACCAAUUCUAUUAUUUUCAUAUAAAAACUAUCGCGAU
This is a messenger RNA of Cuscuta epithymum, 1069 nucleotides long. NCBI's taxonomy places the organism in Eukaryota, Viridiplantae, Streptophyta, Magnoliopsida, Solanales, Convolvulaceae. The record is from the annotation of a GenBank genome assembly.